Molecule: messenger RNA, 684 nt
Organism: Haemonchus placei
Lineage: Eukaryota; Metazoa; Nematoda; Chromadorea; Rhabditida; Trichostrongylidae
Source: the annotation of a GenBank genome assembly
GUACUGGUUGAUCUACUCAUUACAGUAACUCCUCGUUGCGGAUCGCAAUUGAUCACGAUUGAAGUGAAAUUUAAUCCGAAUUAUUAUCCAGAAGGCAAAUUCACCGACUGGAUCGUUGUUGGCGUUUCAGGCCGACCAGAAUGUCGUCUACGUGGAAACGGCGAAACUCAAUAUGUAAUAGAAAUUGCAGUUUUUAAUGAUCCAUGUCUAACACAAAUGCCUGCUCCAGGCGUUUUUCAAAAUCGUAUACGAAUCGGACAGAAUCCCGCUGUGAUACUUCAAGGAGACCAGACCCUAACAGUUAAAUGUGUAUAUGGUUUACCAGAAGUCGAAACCCUUCCAUUACCGGUUAUCAAUCCUAAUUUUAAUAUUGAAAAAACGACUAUUUUGAAAUUCUCAUCCUAUUACCUUUAUUUAUAUCGGUAUUGUUUAGGUCGUUGGCGACAACUGCUCCUCAAAGAUGCGGCGUUCAGGCGCCAAUUAAUGAUGACCACUAGUAUCCAAGAACUAGACGACAUUUCACAACAACCAGAAUACCGAAAUCUAUUUACACGUGAGAAAUGGGCACAGAUUAUGCAAUGUGUACAUAACGCCCUCAAUCAGACAAAUGCUCCAUUGCUCGAAAAUGCGACGUCCAACACUCAACUAAACGUCUACAUUGGUAAUGUAGGGUCCGACUGGUGA